AUGAAAAAUAAUGUUUUUUUUUCAAUUUUAUUUUUAACCAUCAGUUUUUUGAUUUGUGUUCCAAAUGCAACAUCUCAAACACUUUCAACAGCCAUCACAUUGAAAGUUGAUUUCGGUUCUAUAACACCAUAUGUCAAUAGUGAGUGUGGUGGCAUUUUGGAUAGUAGCGAUACCACAAUCUAUCCACCAUGUAAAAGUUUUAAAGACGCAGGCAAUAGAGCCAGACAAUAUCUCAACAGUGGACUUGCAAUUCCAAAUAGUAACUACCUCACCAUCAGUGUUAUUAAUACUGCAAUUACACCAAACAUUGACGGUGAAUCAGCUCAACUUGGAAACCUUUUUGGAUUUUGUACUGUCGAUAUUUUAAUUGCCACCACCACAUCACGUGCAAUUGUAGAUGGAACUUUAUCAACAUCUCACUUUGUCAGUCUCCAAGAACCAAAUGUUCCAAACACAUCAUACCAAUGUAGUUCUGGAAAAACAUUAAGAAUUAGAAAUAUUGAAUUUAAAAAUUGGGGUAACCAAACAAUCGUAUACACCAAUUUAAAUCAAGUUUUCAAUAGCCUCACCAAGCAAUCCAUUUUCUUCGCAACAGUAUACACAUGGUUUUCCAACAGUAUUAUCAACGUUCAACCAAAAGGCACAAACUUUGAAUAUGGAUCUGUAGCUUUUCAAUGCAGUAUUUGCUAUUUUAAUAACAUCAAUUCAUCAUUAACUUUACCACCAUUCAACUUUAAUGGUGCCAAUGUAGUUAUUAUAGGCUCUCGUUUCCUUAAUUCCAUAUUAAACUCAUCACCAUUUAUUUACUCAAAUAUCGGUCUCUUCAAUUUAAAGGCAACAAGUUUAAUUGAUAAUGUCGUUAUCAAUAAUGGUCAUCCAUUUGUAAAAACUUUGAAUGUUGGCGAUAAUUUUUACUACACUGGCGUUACAGUCUCCAAUUGCCAAUUCUCAAAAUUUAUACAACACGAAAAUAACAAAAUCAAUGCUCCAAGAGAAUCUGCAAUUCUACAUAUCUCAACUAUGUAUUUAAUUAAUAACAUUAUCACCUCAAACUACAAUGAUCCAACAAAUUCAUUUUUUUCAUUCCAAAAUUUCAUUGGUGCGUCUUAUACCUUGGAUUUUAAUACUAUAUCUUCAUCAGGUAACAUCGUUCUCGGUCAAAACAAAUCUUUUAUUUCUAAUCAAAAUUCAAAUUCCACGAGCUCUUUCUCAGAACCUCCAAGUGAUUUCCAAAUAGGGUUUAACACUGAAAAUUCACACACUGAUAUAUUAUAUUCAAGCGUUUUAUCAACCAUUCCUUUUGUUGGAUCCAAUUCAAUCUUUACUUUCUCCUCCUCUGGUGAUUGUAUUAUCGCAAACACUGCAAAUUAUAACCAUUGUGGUACCUGUCAAAUUAUAGUUGAUUCUGAUAUAAAAUAUGAUAAUCUAUAA
This is a messenger RNA of Dictyostelium discoideum AX4, 1431 nucleotides long. RefSeq names its product agglutinin domain-containing protein. The transcript has a single exon. The record is from RefSeq and is a predicted model, not a curated record. Lineage: Eukaryota; Evosea; Eumycetozoa; Dictyosteliales; Dictyosteliaceae. Bases 1 to 1431 code for a protein of 476 amino acids.